Molecule: messenger RNA, 4741 nt
Organism: Phyllostomus hastatus (greater spear-nosed bat)
Lineage: Eukaryota; Metazoa; Chordata; Mammalia; Chiroptera; Phyllostomidae
Gene: AMIGO1
Product: adhesion molecule with Ig like domain 1
Exons: 2
Coding region: 206-1666 (486 amino acids)
Biological process (GO): brain development
Molecular function (GO): protein binding
Source: RefSeq, a predicted model, not a curated record
CGCAGGAGGCGAUGUUGCUGCGCGCGGGCCCCUGCGUAAGGCGGACGCCGAGACAGGCCAGCCGGUGAGGCGCCGCCUGGGGAGGCCGCGACCGAGCGCCCGGACCCGCCAUGGGCUGAGACACGUCCUCGCCGAGCAGAACAUGCCUGGGUGACCUUGCUCCCAGAUCUUCCUGGUGGCCUUCCUCGCCCUCCCCAGUGACACUAUGCAACCCUGGCGCGACCUGCGAGGCCCAUGGCUCCCGCUGCUGUCCUGGUUCCUGCUCCUCUGCGAGGUGGCCAGAGCUGGCCGGGCCCUGGUUAGCUGUCCUGCCGCCUGCCUGUGCGCCAGCAACAUCCUCAGCUGCUCCAAGCAGCAGCUGCCCCACGUGCCCCACGCCUUGCCCAGCUACACGGCCCUGUUAGAUCUCAGCCACAACAACCUGAGCCGCCUGCGGGCCGAGUGGACCCCCACGCGCCUGCCCCACCUGCACUCCCUGCUGCUGAGCCACAACCACCUGAACUUCAUCUCCUUGGAGGCCUUUUCCCCGGUGCCCAACCUGAGAUACCUGGACCUGUCCUCCAACCAGCUGCGGACACUGGACGAGUCCCUGUUCAGCGAGCUGCAGUUCCUGGAGGUGCUGCUGCUUUACAACAACCACAUCAUGGCCGUGGACCGCUCGGCCUUCGAGGACGUGGCCCAGCUGCAGAAACUCUACCUGAGCCAGAACCAGAUCUCCCGCUUCCCGCUGGAGCUGGUCAGGCUCCCCAAGCUGACGCUCCUGGACCUCUCCUCCAACAAGCUGAAGAUGCUGCCACUGUCCGACCUGCAGAAGCUGCCCGCGUGGGUCAAGAAUGGGCUGUACCUGCACAACAACCCCCUGCACUGCUCCUGUGAGCUCUACCAGCUCUUCUCACACUGGCAGCACCGGCAGCUGAGCCCCGUCGUGGACUUCCAGGAGGACCUGCACUGCGUGAGCGCCAAGAAGCUGCACAGCAUCUUCAGUCUCAACUGCAGCGAGUACAAGGAGCACGCCUCGGUGGCCCACCUGGGCGACGCCGUGACCAUCCAUUGUGACACCCGGCAGCAGGGCAUGACGAAGGUGUGGCUGACACCCAGCAACGAGCGGGUGCUGGACACCGUGGCCAACAGCACGGUGACGGUGUUCGAGAACGGCAGCCUGCACUUCCGGCGCGUGCAGGUGGAGGACGGGGGUGUGUACACCUGCUACGCCUCGGGGGAGGCUUUCAAUGAGACCCUGUCGGUGGAGCUGAAGGUGUACAAUUUCACCUCGUACGGACACCACGACACCCUCAACACGGCCUACACCACCCUCGUGGGCUGCAUCCUCAGCGUGGUCCUGGUCCUCAUAUACCUGUACCUCACCCCCUGUCGCUGCUGGUGCCGGGGUGUCGAGAAGCCUUCCAGCCACCAAGGAGACAGCCUCAGCUCGUCCAUGCUGAGUACCACACCCAACCACGAUCCCAUGGCCGGUGGGGACAAGGAUGAUGGUUUUGACCGGCGGGUGGCCUUCCUGGAACCUGCUGGGCCCGGGCAGGGUCAAAAUGGCAAGCUCAAGCCAGGCAACACCCUGCCGGUGCCCGAGGCGGCGGGCAAGGGCCAGCGGAGGAUGUCGGAUCCGGAGUCGGUCAGCUCGGUGUUCUCUGACACGCCCAUUGUGGUGUGAGCGGGGCGGGUGGGUGGGGACGUCCUGCCCCAGGAGAGGUGACGCACCCCUGAAGGAUUGGAGGGGAUGGAGGAGAGGGCUGGCUGCCCCAGGGAGUGGCUUCCCCCGGACCUCAAGAGAACUGGUCCUGGGCACAAAAGAAAGCAAGACCCCAGUGGGGAGUGGCUGCCACGAGUUUCAAACAGGGGCGUGUCACUCCCCAGGCAGAUGCUGCACCCCUGCCCCAAACCCCUGUGCUUGUCUGUCAGCGAGCUGGAGGGGGCGGGGGCGAGUCCCAGCUGGGUGGGAAUGAGGAAGGGGUGGGGGCGAGUCCCAGCUGGGUGGGAAUGAGGAAGGGGUGGAGGCAAGAGCAGAGUCCCUAAACUUUUUCAAGAUCAUCCCUAGACCCUUAAGAGAAAGUCAUUUUGGGGGGAAAUCCCUUUUUUUCUAUUUCUGCCCCCCCCCCACACACGCACACAUACCUGUGAUGUUGGGCGGGUUGGGGGAGCUUCCACAGGGGCCUCCUGGCGGGGAGGUCACACUGCACAGUGAGGAAAUGGGAGGCCUCUGGGAAAACGAGUCAGGAAGAAAGGCUGAGACCUCCAGCCAUAGCCCUGCCCCGGGCUGCUGCGAGACUUCCUGAUGCCUCCGUGCUUCCCGAGGCGCCCGGCCCGCCGCCCGUCGGAGAGGGCAGCCGCGUGAGGUGUGGUGUCGGUGCCCUGUCCUGGGGCCGGAGGCGUGGAGGGGCCCGCGGCACAGGUGCGGCAUGAACCCCGGGGAGAGGGGUGAACUGUACUCUGGCUCGGUUCCUGGUUGGGGAAACUGGGGUAGGGUUUGGUGCCUGCACCUGGGUGUCAGGCAGGGGUGGGGGCCGCUUCACAGAGCACAAGGAGGGUGCAUCGGCCUCGCUUAGGUAGCACCCGGCAGGCCCCACCUGACUCUCUGGGUUCACCGUCUCUUCCUUCGGCCUCCUCGUGAAGUUCGGGUGGGGUCCUGAGCUUUCCCCAACUGCUGCUCCGUGGGGGGUAGUCCUGGAAGGUCUGGCCCCGGCCAGGCUAGACGAGGCUUGGGGACACAGAGGUCGGUGUCUCCUCUGUGCUGGCAAAGCUGCCUUGCUCCUCACGGAGGUCUCACCCCUGCUGCCAAGCCAAAGCACAGGGUGCGGUCACCUGAGGGGUUGGAACUGCGUGGUCUCUGUCCAGCGCCAGUUUGGAGUGUGGCUUCGAGUUCUGUGUCUUACAAGGUUCCAGGCAGUCUUGUAACAGGGACAGCGAGUGGCACCGAACCUUCAGAAGGGCAGCUCUGCCAGCCGCAGCGCUGUUAGCCAGAGGUCUGUGCCGGAGGAACUUCCAAACAGGCUGACGCCCCACCCCACCCAGGGUUACAGAACACUUAGGGCCCAGAGGCGGCCACCUGCUGGAACCUCUCCCUCUGACUGGGGGGUGUAAGCCCUGGGACGGCUGGUCUGAGCCUCAUCAAGGGCACGAGCAAGGCAGAGCGGGGGAAGGUUCUCCGAUGUGGGUCGUUUUGGCUCUGUUCCCUCUCGCCCACCAGGCUCCCUGUCCAGCGGGAGUUCUCCAGGUAUCCUGGUGUUCCGACCUGCUCCUUAGGUCCCAACGGGUGUCGUUUCCCCGCGGGCAGCAAGAGCGGCCGCUAGGAGGGCCUGACUCCCUCCGCAGGGAAGGGGACCAGAGCUUCUUCCCCGCCCGCUUCUGGAGGUCAAGGCUGCUGUCCAUCCUUUCUCAGUACCCGGUUUUGUCGAGAGGUGCAGCAUUUCCCUCAAGUACCUGCAUGCUCAUAGGUGUGCACGCUUCUAGGUAUGCAUGCACUCGGCACCUUGGCCCCCACCAGGACAGUGACUCCUCAGUCCCCACUGAGGUGCAUUUCAGAAGGUCUCCACCUGUGUGCACGACGUGAUGCACACAUUUUCUCGCCCUGUAGGAGACAGUGAUCACGCCAGGUGCCCCAAAUAAACUCUUGUCCUUUGAAUUCAUUCUGAGAUCUCGGAAGCUUCACCCACGUCUCUACAGCUCACAGGAGUUCUCGGCAAGGCUUGGAGUUAGGAGAACCACAUGUUGACGACCUUGGGAGAUGGGUGAGGAGGAGCUAGACAGUUCUUCAGACCCUAGGAAGCCUUCCUUGGGUUAGAGACAGUAGACGAGACGUAAACGUGCAGCUAGGUCGAGGAAGGACCCAGAGGAGCUGGCGGGGGACCCGGCAGCUGUCAGCGGCUCUUCCUCUGUGAACUGCCUGGUAGGACAGGGGCAGGAGGGAGAAGUUGGCUGGUUAAGUUCCAGAGGCCAGUGGGUGGGGGGAAACGGGGACUCCCUGCUCCCUUCACAGGGAGCCCAGGGACAUCUCGCCUCUGUGCCAGAGUGUCCCCUCGAGGAGCCGUCCAGGGCUCUGCAAGUCGGAGUGUCAAAUGGAGCCGGCCGGCUGGGGCGGUCCAGCUGAGGCCUGAGGACGAGGAGGGCCCUUUUCUCCCUCUCGUGCCCAAGCUGGGGAACAGGAAAAGGCCCCGAGGCUGUCAGUCCCUUGCUCUGUCCACUGGCUCGGCCCCUGCGACAGACUGAACAAACCAGCCUCUUCCAUGGUUUCAGUGGAUGGAACCCAAAGGGCGCUUUCUCCUGGGGCACCAAGCACUCAGCACACAGGGGCUCCCUAGAACCCCGUGUAGGAAACAGCCCGGUGUGGCUCUAAGAACAGGCUGAGCAGUCCCCCCCGCCGCUCCCCCUCCCCACACCCAUGAACCAGACAUGUCUCCCGGGAAGCAGGUGUCCCUGGAGACAAGAUGACAGGGCUCAACAGUCUACGUGAUUGUUUGUGACCUUUUCCUUGGCCUGCGUUUAUGGGGCUCCUGGGAAGGGGCCAGGAGAAGGUGCACCCCAGCUUGGGGACGACAGAGCCGACAGGCCCGUGUUCCAUGUGAUCUUACCUCUGUCCUCCCUCGUGGCCCUGCUGGCGGAGCAGGCUGGCUCCCCUGUGCGCGGGGCCCGUCCCUCCCCGUGCAGACCCGGGCUGGCGAAUCCUGGAGCCUCUGGGCUCUGAAAACUAGACGACCACCAUUAAACCUGGCUUGAGUCUCUUGUUCUGGCA